Arachis ipaensis is the source of this 452-nucleotide messenger RNA. The record is from RefSeq and is a predicted model, not a curated record. Lineage: Eukaryota; Viridiplantae; Streptophyta; Magnoliopsida; Fabales; Fabaceae.
CUGGAAAAUCUCUGGAAGCUACGUCAUUCUCCAAGGGAACUGAGAGUGCAAUAAUGACUGGGGACAAAGGUAUUCUUUCUGAAGAAAGGAAACAUCUCCUAGCUGUCAAAAAAGUAGAGCUUGAAAAGCAAAUUCAAGAAAGAGCUGGUGCACAAGCUUCGUCAACUACUUCUUUUCAGCAGCAAGAUUCCUCUAGUACAAAGGGUGAUGUUGACAGUGGUAAUCUUCAGUAUGGAGACCAUCAGUCUUGGGGACAAACAUCACUCUUGGGGACAAAAGAAUUGGAAUCAAAACUAGUGUUAUGGAAGAAAAGGCCACAGCCUGUAACAUGCUUUGCUGUUAUGCUGAUGAGUUGAAGGAAGGAUUCUUUCCAUGGAUUGAUCAGGUUAGACUGGGAACACUAUAAAAGUUAAUAACACCUUUACAUAUUGCACUUUGUUUAUAGAAACAUC